AUGUCUCAAUUACCAUCCACCGAUCAGGAGCCGACACCUGCGGAGAUCACGUCCUAUAUCUUCACUACGACGUAUUCCAUGGUGGCUGGGUUAGCAGUGGUUGUCUAUGAUCAAGUGCUUAGCAUCGGUUCCGAGGUCGAGCUCGUAUGGAAGCGGCGAUCGUCGACGACGCGAAAGUGGCUCAUCAAGGCGGUCUUUUACGCUGCACUGCGGUACGGCGGUUUACUGUGGUCAAUAAUACACACUCUCCUUAAUAUUGGCGUGACGUCAUCAUCAUAUGGAGCCGUAAUUAUCUGCAACAUGCUGAGCGAUACGGAAUCGUGCGAAUGCAUCAGGUGCUACCGGUUAUUUAUCGUCGAAGAAAUCACCCUCUUCUCCCUGACGUUUCUUCUGCAAGGGAUGAUGUCUGUUCGAGUGUGGAUCCUCCUAGGCAUGCAGCGCGAAGUCUACGUCGUUCUGCUUGUAACCUUCGUUGCUACACAAAUCGUCGCCGUUGCCAUGGUUGUCAUGUACUUCGUGGCAUACGCAGGGCCAACAGUACUCAUCGAUGAGGGCCCUGUCAAAGACUGUUUCGUUCGAGGCGAACUUCCGUCGUCAUGGGGUCCGUGGUUGAUCCCGUUGAAUAACGGAAUGCUUGCCGCAUACGAACUUUUACUCUGUGCGUUCGCCAUCUAUUACCUCGUUCAAGGCACCAGGACCCGUGGCUCUUCGAAGUUCUUCGCGAGCAACUUGGUUUUCAAGCUUGUGAGGGAUAACCUGGUAUACUUCUUCCUUGCGUUCUUCAUUCUUCUCAUUACUACGCUUGAGCAAAUACCCGGGAUCGAGAUGUCUAAAGGUCUGUACUGGACAACGUUUGCGACUCUCAGGUACCUGUUCUACGGUCUCGUAGGACCUUGGAUGGUUCUUGACUUGCGCAGAGAGGCAUAUGAGGACCAGGUUGCAACCGAAACGGCCGAUAACAAUCAGCUGAGAUUUCUUCGUCGUCCUCACCUGGCAACCAGCAGCGGUGAUGAAGAGAUCGCAUAA
Coniophora puteana RWD-64-598 SS2 is the source of this 1026-nucleotide messenger RNA. RefSeq lists its product as uncharacterized. NCBI's taxonomy places the organism in Eukaryota, Fungi, Basidiomycota, Agaricomycetes, Boletales, Coniophoraceae. Bases 1 to 1026 code for a protein of 341 amino acids. The transcript is spliced from 14 exons. The record is from RefSeq and is a predicted model, not a curated record.